Messenger RNA from Rosa rugosa (rugosa rose), 1740 nucleotides. RefSeq names its product oleoyl-acyl carrier protein thioesterase 1, chloroplastic-like. Lineage: Eukaryota; Viridiplantae; Streptophyta; Magnoliopsida; Rosales; Rosaceae. The coding region runs from base 318 to 1457 and encodes 379 amino acids. The transcript is spliced from 7 exons. Gene Ontology annotation, biological process: fatty acid biosynthetic process. Gene Ontology annotation, molecular function: acyl carrier activity; fatty acyl-[ACP] hydrolase activity. The record is from RefSeq and is a predicted model, not a curated record.
GUCUACGUUUCGGUCGACAAGAGGCACACAGCAUGUGCGCUUGGUAGCAAAAGCCAGUCGCUCUCCACUUGGCUCCCACUGCUAUCCACUUGGCCCUCACACGCACGGUGCUCCGAUCUCCGAUCCCGAUCCCGAUCCAGUGGCAUUUUCGUUAUUUCACCCCCUCCCAACUUCCUCCUCGGUCCCAUCGACCCCCAAAUUCUUAUAUAACACACACCUUUUUUUAAGUCUCACAAUCCUCCACUCCAUUUCCUCUGUUUCGGCCGUUUUUUUGGUCUCAAACCACUUUCCCCUUCUCUCCUUUCCGCACCAAAAACAUGAUGAAGCUUUCCUGCAAUGCGGUGGACCAAAUCCACGGCGGGGCCCAAUGCCGCUUCUUGGGCCCGCAGAAGUCCCGGCCCGGCUUCGCUCGCCGCCGGAAAGAAGCUCCGCCUUCGAUUGUUACGUACAGCGGUGGUUCGCCUUCGUCGAGGAGGGGGAUUGUGGCGGUGGUGUCGGACCGGGGAGCCGUGGGCGCCGAGAAUGGGCCGGGUCGGGUCGAGCCCAUCAGCCUGGCGGACCGGCUGAGGCAGGGGAGCUUGGCGGAGGACGGCAAGUCGUAUAGGGAGUGCUUUAUAGUCAGGAGCUAUGAGGUUGGGAUGAACAAGACUGCUACUGUGGAGACGAUUGCCAAUCUGUUGCAGGAGGUUGGAUGCAACCAUGCUCAAGUUGUGGGAUUUUCAACCGACGGGUUUGCAACGACCACCACCAUGAGGGAAUUGCAUCUAAUAUGGGUUACUGCUCGCAUGCACAUUGAAAUCUACAAAUAUCCAGCUUGGAGUGAUGUUGUUGAAAUAGAAACGUGGUGCCAAGGGGAAGGGAGAAUUGGAACUAGACGUGAUUGGAUACUUAAGGACUAUGCCACUGGGCAAGUCAUUGGAAGAGCGACAAGCAAGUGGGUGAUGAUGAACCAAGACACUAGGAGGCUUCAGAAAGUCAGUGAUGAUGUUCGCGAAGAGCAUCUAGCUUUUGCUCCACGAGAGCUAAGAUUAGCAUUCCCAGAGAAGAACAAUAGUAGCUUGAAGAAAAUAGCUAAACUAGAAGACCCUGCUCAGUAUUCCAGACUAGGACUCGUGCCAAGGAGAGCAGACCUGGACAUGAACCAGCAUGUUAAUAAUGUCACCUACAUAGGAUGGGUUCUAGAGAGCAUGCCUCAAGAAGUCAUUGAUAGCCAUGAACUCCAGACUAUCACCUUAGAUUACAGGCGAGAGUGUCAACAAGAUGACAUAGUCGAUUCCCUUACUAAUGUGGAAAAUGUAGAGAAUGCUGAAGUGAGUUUGAAGGGAACAAAUGGGUCUCCUGCUGCAACAGAAAAUCAAAACGACUACCGUCAGUUCUUGCAUCUACUGAGAAUAUCAGGUGAUGGAUCAGAAAUAAACAGAGGACGCACAGUGUGGAGAAAGAAACCGGCAAGAUGAUAAAAUCAUUUUAUCUGUUUGGCUUCACCUGUUUUUGGUUUGAUUUUGUUUCUAGUUACCCAUGUUUUUGUCCAUUGUAUGAGAGGUUUUGUUUCUUAGUUGAUGUCAGCUUCAUAGUUUAUUUUCUAAGCUUUUCCCAAUUGCAAUUGUUACAAAAUGUCAUUAUCUCGUGCACUGAUGUGAAUAUAUUCUCAAAGAAUAUUCUCCAUUUUAUGUUGUAUCUGACAUUUUAAAUGGUAACCCAUCUUCAUUGGAAUGUAAUAUUACUAGGUUCAAGCUUCAA